Ochotona curzoniae (black-lipped pika) is the source of this 2239-nucleotide messenger RNA. It is a transcript of the gene DUSP5, whose product is annotated as dual specificity phosphatase 5. Bases 22 to 1176 code for a protein of 384 amino acids. Gene Ontology annotation, cellular component: nucleus; cytoplasm. The transcript is spliced from 4 exons. Lineage: Eukaryota; Metazoa; Chordata; Mammalia; Lagomorpha; Ochotonidae. The record is from RefSeq and is a predicted model, not a curated record. Gene Ontology annotation, biological process: protein dephosphorylation; endoderm formation; negative regulation of MAPK cascade. Gene Ontology annotation, molecular function: protein tyrosine/threonine phosphatase activity; MAP kinase tyrosine/serine/threonine phosphatase activity.
GGGCCGCUGGGCAGCGGCGGCAUGAAGGUCACUUCGCUCGACGGGCGCCAGCUGCGCAAGAUGCUCCGCAAGGAGGCGGCGGCGCGCUGCGUGGUGCUCGACUGCCGGCCCUACCUGGCCUUCGCCGCGUCGAGCGUGCGCGGCUCGCUCAACGUCAACCUCAACUCGGUGGUGCUGCGGAGGGCGCGGGGCGGCGCGGUGCCGGCGCGCUACGUGCUGCCCGACGAGGCGGCGCGCGCGCGGCUGCUGCAGGAGGGAGGCGGCGGCGUGGCGGCCGUGGUGGUGCUCGACCAGGGCAGCCGCCACUGGCACAAGCUGCGCGAGGAGAGCGCGGCCCGCGUCGUGCUCACCUCGCUGCUCGCCUGCUUGCCGGCCGGCCCUCGCGUCUACUUCCUCAAAGGCGGAUAUGAGACCUUCUACUCGGAAUAUCCUGAGUGUUGUGUAGAUGUACAACCCAUUGCGCAAGAGAAGAUGGAAAGCGAGAGAGCCUUGCUUGGCCAGUGUGGAAAACCAGCGCUUGGCAUCAGCUACCGGCCGGCUUACGACCAGGGCAGCCCCGUUGAAAUCCUUCCCUUCCUCUAUCUGGGAAGUGCCUACCAUGCCUCAAAGUGUGAAUUCCUUGCCAACCUGCACAUCACGGCCCUGCUCAACGUCUCCCGGCGGGCCUCUGAGGCUGGCGCCACGCACCUGCACUACAAGUGGAUCCCCGUGGAAGACAGCCACACAGCCGACAUCAGCUCGCAUUUUCAGGAAGCAAUAGACUUCAUUGACUGUGUCAGGGAAAAGGGUGGCAAGGUCCUGGUCCACUGUGAGGCUGGGGUCUCCCGCUCUCCAACCAUCUGCAUGGCUUACCUCAUGAAGACCAAGCAGUUCCGCCUGAAGGAGGCCUUCGAUUUCGUCAAGCAGAGGAGGAACGUGAUCUCGCCCAACUUUGGCUUCAUGGGUCAGCUCCUGCAGUAUGAAUCAGAGAUCCUGCCUUCCACACCCACGCCGCAGCCCCCCGCCCACCAAGGGGAGGCGGUGGGCCCUGCCUUCCUGGACCACUUGCAGACACUGAGCCCUGACAUGCAGGGCGCCUUCUGCACAUUCCCUACCUCAGUGCUGGCACCGCUACCCACCCACUCGGCUGUCCCUGAGCUCCACAGGAGCCCCGUGGCCACCGCCACAUCCUGCUGAAGUGGGCGUGGGGAAGCCGGCCCAGCUCCCAGAGCAACUGUGAUUUUGGAUUUUGGGACUCGUGGACAUUUCAUACCUGUGCAAUAUUGAAGACCUCACUCAUCACGCUGCACCCAGUGAGAUGGUAGAUGGUCGCCAGGCUUGCAAAGGAACUUCAGGCUGACCUCGGGGAGAGGUUCUGGGGACAGAAGGAAGGCCAAGCCAUCAUGAAGAGCACAAUGUGUGCCGACCACUGUACUUCCAAACCCCUGUCCGCCUGCUCAGGAUCACCCAGCCCUCGCACCUCCAAGUCUGCCUUUUCAUUUCAAGCGUAAGGCAAUAAAUCCUUGCAGCAACGUGGGAGCAGGAGGAAAAGGCAGUUAUGCAGCCAGUUCAUCUUGAAGGAAGCACAAUCUCCACCUUAGGUUUUUUGAACCUUGGCAGUCUCCGUAUCUGUCUGUGUUGCUUCGGAGCAUAAGCUGAUGACCACCUCGUCGGGAAGGUCACCCUGCUGGACGACGUGAUGGAUAUGCUGGGUGGAACCCCGGAAGGCUUCCACCAAGGGUCUGGUGGCUGAAGAAGCAAGACGUGGGCCUUUCUAGGGGUUUCCAUGAACUUUGGACUUGGUGGCAUGACUCUUACUCAUACUUGAACCUGUCUCGUCACAACUCUUAUGUUCUUUGGGAAGGGUUUCCAGACCACAGACCAGUCUUGCCUCUCUGAGGCAGUUGGCGGCAGGUGCUGGAGAGAAGGUACCUGCUGAGGAUCACAGGUGGGUGGCGCUGAAAGCCAUCUUUUCCUCGACUUGCUGUCCUCUGGAUGCUGCUGUUUCGUCCCGUGAGACCCUCGUUUUCUUCCCUGCCUCUGGCGGGGAGUGUUCCUCAAGCUACUGACUUUGGGAUUCACAGCUUUUUGCGACGUGGUACUAUUUCUUUUUUGGUCUUUAGGUUUCUCCCCGGGGCUGGGGGGGAAAGGCAAUAAUUUCCUAAAACCCAUGCAAAUGUGAAGAAAAGCUGUAUGUUACUGGUUGUCCUCAUUGUUGUCUUUUUUUUAUAGUGUGAAAUAAAAACAGUAAAAGGAAGAA